UAUAUAUAUAUAUAUAUAUAUAUUCUCUAUGUUCAUAUUAUCAAAUAAAAUUAUCUCAAGAUACCAAAUAGAGUUGAUGUAUUUGUACCAAAACACAUAAUUACUUUCAUUAGUCACAACAAUCUUAGGCAAGCCUGUUGCUUACCAUCUAAAAGCUUGUAGGUUUCUUGGUUUGAGCACACUGCAUUGGGGAUGUUUGGAUAAUUUUAUCAUGUAAAUUUACAAACUAUAGUUUUUACGCCAUCCUCUCCAGUUUUGUCUCAUGUGACCUAGUAUAGCGCCGUUGACGUACAAUUUUAAAUACCUGUUUCAUGAAUUCGUGCAUCAUAGUUAGAAAUUAGUAACUAUCACGUUUGUUUAGUACGUUUUUGAUCGCAGUUGCUUUCAACAAUGCUACUAGUACGUAUUCCCGUGUACUAAUAUCCCAAAAAUGAUUUUGCAUGAGAGAUUACUGUCUAUGAGAGAUCAUCUUAUUUAAGUGAAAAUCCUGGGCGAUAUUGUGAUUUCAAGAGAUCAUAGAUAUUCUGCCCAAGCAUUUAGCACCCGAUUUCAUUACGUGUCGCUUUUUCGGGUUACUUCAUAUUUAUAGUCAACUGAAGAAAUAAUACUUGAAACGUUUCCCACGAGUAAAUUGUCUGCAAAAUUAUUUAUAUCAGAGCAUAUAAUUAUUAUAUUCUUCUACCUAGUCUAUUGUUCUCACUCAUUUAAAGUUAUCGUAUUGUAAUGGAAAUGACUGUAACUAAUAAUUCAUUCAUGACCAGUAAACACUACUUUUAUGAUGAAAUUCAGGUCGUUAUAGCUAUAAUUUCCCUAAAAUAAUAUUUGCAAUUUAACUCCCCGUAAUAUGUUGUGAAUUACAAAUGCUAUGGUUUGUUUUUAUUCAUUUUCUAUCCGUUCGUUACUUUGUACCUUACAUAUUAACCUCAUGUAUGCCUUUACUCAUGAGAUUCAUUUUCUAUUUAAUAAUAGCCAAACAUCACCUCAAAAUAACUUAAUUUAAAGAAUGCCAGGCGGUUAUAUUCCCGGUAUUCCACCCGUCUACCCUAAUAGCUGGAUUUCUUCAGGAAUAUCUAACAUGUCUCGCCUAGAACCUGCUGACUCGAAUUGCACUUAUGGAAUUCACUGGAUAUGGGUUUCAAUGGGACUGUGUGUUAUGGAUAUUCAAGGUGGCAUAGCCUUAUUUUGUGGAAUUCUAUGUUUAUUUCUUUGGAUUGCAGUGGGUAUACCUCAAAUUGUCGAGAAUUUUCGGACAGGAAUUGCAGACAAAGCUCUUUCGCCUAGUUUUCUUUGCUUUUGGACUUUUGGUGAUGUCUGCAACCUGAUAGGCUGUUUUUUAACACAUCAACUGAUUAUGCAGAUUGUUGUGACAGGGUACUGUAUUGUUAGCGACUUCGUCCUUGUGUUCCAAUUUAUCUAUUACAAACAUCGUCAUAAGGCUAUCUUACGUCGAAUGGCUACAGCUCUAAAAGAUGGUGAAAUAUCUUCGGACUCAAGCUCUUCUACUCCCAUUAUUUGUGACGAAUCAGAACAACAUAAUUCACAUCAAGGAUAUCAAAGACUUUCAGUUGGUUUAGUUGGUGCAGGAUGUUUAACUUUGAUGGGUAUUUCUUUAACUUCUAUCGAGAAUCCGUUUAACACUUAUGUUAUUGGACAAUCAAUAUCCAGUGGUUUACACUACCAACGGAGACAGUUAUUGGGGUGGAAACAAUAUGAAUCAACAGAUCACCCAUACAUAAAUUCAGAUCCUUUAAAUGGUGGUACAGUUAUAUUGGGAUAUAUUCUUGGGUGGAUUUCUACAUCCAUGUACUUGUUCUCUCGAUUACCACAAUUAUUUCGCAAUUGGAAACGUAAAUCAACUGAAGGACUGUCUAUGUUCAUGUUUUCUAUGGCUGUAACUGGUAAUAUUUCAUAUGGCAUUCAAAUUUUGCUUACAUCUACUGAAAAAAACUACUUAAUCCGAGCUACACCGUGGCUCGUUGGAAGUUUCGGUGUUGUUUUGCUAGAUAUUUUUAUGUUAUGUCAAUUCUUUUUUUAUCAAUUACAUCAACAUGGAAAUAAUAAUGACAGUAAUAGUCAAGAUCAAAGGAAUUUAUUAGAUACAAACCCCAAUCAAAGUGAAACAGUUUAGGAUUACUCUUUUUUAUCAUAUGAUUGUAAAGUGUUAUUUUCAAUGUUUGUUUAUUUUUGCUACAGUUUCAAAUAUUUUAAUCCAUAGUUUCACAUUCUUCCUGUAAUUUGUUAAAUGCAUAUUAAUUGAGAUCAUCAAUCUCCACAAUCCCAUACACUGAUAAAUGCAUAUCUACUAAAUAAGAAAAAUUUAGCCACUUUGUUUGUUUGUUUGUGUGUUCGUUUGUUAUUUCUUUAUAUUCACUUUUAUUUGUUUGUACAGAAUAAUUUGUAUUUGAUUAUCCUACUGGUUUCGUUUUAUUUGUUCUUCUCUUUACAUUUGAUUUCAACUUCGUAUUAUUUAGAUAAAGAACUUUGUUACUAUUUUUUUUAUUAUCAUAAUUUUAUUAAUUUUAAUAUGUUGACUUAUCUAUAUAUGUAUUGAAUAUAAGAUACGUGUAAUUA
Schistosoma spindalis is the source of this 2571-nucleotide messenger RNA. NCBI's taxonomy places the organism in Eukaryota, Metazoa, Platyhelminthes, Trematoda, Strigeidida, Schistosomatidae. The record is from the annotation of a GenBank genome assembly.